Molecule: messenger RNA, 696 nt
Organism: Procambarus clarkii (red swamp crayfish)
Lineage: Eukaryota; Metazoa; Arthropoda; Malacostraca; Decapoda; Cambaridae
Source: RefSeq, a predicted model, not a curated record
AUGAAAAAUCGUGGUGGACGGGCUUGGUUAGUUUUACCCUUAAAGCAAACUUGCUGGAGGAGCCGGAGGCUGCAUGUGAGCUACGCAAGCACAGCCCCACCAGGCGCCUCUGAUACCUCUCACUCCUGCAACCGCAAACACAACCCCCGCCCGUACAAGAACAGCAGCAAACUCAGGCCAGCCGCACAGCAGCAAACUCAGGCCAGCCGCACAGCAGCAAACCCAGGCCAGCCGCACAGCAGCAAACCCAGGCCAGCCUCACAGCAGCAAACCCCGGUCAGCCGCACAGCAGCAAACCCAGGCCAGCCGCACAGCAGCAAACCCAGGCCAGCCGCACAGCAGCAAACCCAGGCCAGCCGCACAGCAACAAACCCAGGCCAGCCGCACAGCAGCAAACCCAGGCCAGCCGCACAGCAGCAAACCCAGGCCAGCCGCACAGCAGCAAACCCAGGCCAGCCGCACAGCAGCAAACCCAGGCCAGCCGCACAGCAGCAAACCCAGGCCAGCCGCACAGCAGCAAACCCAGGCCAGCCGCACAGCAGCAAACCCAGGCCAGCCGCACAGCAGCAAACCCCGGCCAACAUAGUGACACGGGAGUGGGCCGCCCCACGUCACCACGAUGACUGGAGGGUGGAUGGUCCUGCACAGGAGAGCGUGGACGUGCAUGUAACAUAUGUUCACAUUUUUUCUAUAUAA